This is a messenger RNA of Nelumbo nucifera (sacred lotus), 1372 nucleotides long. Its product is annotated as putative WRKY transcription factor 40. Gene Ontology annotation, biological process: regulation of DNA-templated transcription. The record is from RefSeq and is a predicted model, not a curated record. NCBI's taxonomy places the organism in Eukaryota, Viridiplantae, Streptophyta, Magnoliopsida, Proteales, Nelumbonaceae. Gene Ontology annotation, molecular function: DNA-binding transcription factor activity; sequence-specific DNA binding.
CACGUCGGACCCAUCAAAGAAAAUCAAAAGGGUGAAGCUUCUGCUGACGUUUGAUAUGGUGAUGCAAGCGAGUCUUACCUCCUUUUUAUGUCUGCGUUACGGUCCAAGUUUCCUUAAUUUCACGAAUCUGCUUCACAGAUUUAUUUGAACACUUCUACUUCUUUCUUCUACUAGCCAUGACUAAAACUUUUUUCUCGUUCAAUAUUGAACCAAAGAGAGAGAGAGAGAGAGAGAGAGAGAUCCACUUGAUCAUCAACUUGGUUGUAUUUGAUUUUGAUAAAGCAGCGUGAACCAAACGGCGGUCCUUGGACACUCAUUCCUUUAGAACCCAUUAAAUAGGGAGUUGCCAUUCAAUGUUUGUUUUCCUUUUAUUAGUCUCUUGAGUACCAGCACAACUCAUUCACCUGAAACCAUGGAUGCCCAACCAGAUAUCUCCCAAUCCCAUAGAGAAAAGGUGCAAUAUCUACAAGAAGAGAUAGAACGUCUUCAGAAGGAGAACAAAAAUCUCAGCCUCUUGCUUGAGCUGAUAGACCGUAAUUACAACAGCCUCAGAGCACAGCUGCAGCUGAACAAGCAGAUACAACAAAGGGGCUGUGUUGCGCCCACAGAGAGUUGCUCAAGCCAGGACGACUCAAACAAGAGAGCAAAGAUUGAAAUCCCCAGGCCUAAGGCGUCACAGGUCCUCUUUAGGACUGAUUCAAAAGACGCUAGCUUAGUCGUCAAAGAUGGCUAUCAAUGGAGGAAGUAUGGACAGAAGAUCACUAAAGAUAACCCAUCUCCUCGAGCUUAUUUCAGGUGUUCGAUGUUUCCGGGAUGCCCUGUCAAGAAGAAGGUCCAGAGAUGCUUGGAGGAUAGCUCAGUUCUUGUAGCGACUUAUGAAGGAGAGCACAACCACGAACCAGAAGCACACCACGUCUCGUCAUCUUUAACGAAUGGUUCAAUGAUAGUCUCGAUUACCAACUUUCUUCCUCAGACUUCUAUUGAUCCUGUAGCACCAAAGGUAACCCUUGAUCUGACUCUUUCUGGGGCCAACCAAGAGAUGAAAGAGACCCAUCAGAGAUUUGUAGAAGACAGCAACAAGAACAAGGUUGAAGAAUAUGUAGCUUCCUUAACCAAGGAUCCUAGCUUCACUGCGGCCUUAGCAGCUGCAGUUGCACGAUCAUUCACUCAGUUUCCAAGCUGAAGUAGUCGAUGUAAUAUAUGAUCUGAACAUAAGAAUCCAAAGAGAAUCGUGUAAGUUUUUUUCUUGUUUGAUCCCUAGACUCUGCAAGGGCUGCACUGCCCUCUGAUUGCUAAGAGAUUGAGGGUGUUUUCCUGUCUUUGAAACAACAGGUGGUACACAUUUUAAUUUUCAUCGGAAAAAUGGCUGUGU